AUGCCACACCAGCCUCGGAAAGCCACCGACAUCAGCAUGCAACUGAUCAUGAGGACAGUGGUAAAUUCUGGGUCCAGUGCCCUGGUAUGGGUGGGCUUUCUGUUUCUGGCAUUUACUACCACGGCCACUGGGUCCAAAGUCACUGGUCCUGAAGUGGACACCCCACUGGGCCGUGUGCGAGGCCGGCAGAUGGGUGUGAAGGGCACAGAUCGCCUCGUGAAUGUCUUCCUGGGCAUCCCAUUUGCUCAGGCACCCCUGGGCCCUCUCCGGUUCUCAGCCCCACUCCCAGCCCAGCCCUGGGAGGGUGUGCGGGAUGCCAGCACUGAUCCCCCCAUGUGCCUGCAGGAUGUGAAAAGAAUGAACAACAGCAGAUUUACACUCAAUGGAAAACACCAGCUCUUCUCUGUUUCUGAGGACUGCCUGGUCCUCAACAUCUACAGCCCAGCUGAGACCACUUCAGAGACCAGGAGGCCGGUCAUGGUAUGGAUCCAUGGAGGCUCUCUGAUUGUUGGUUCUGCCACAUCCCAGGAUGGAUCAGCACUGGCUGCCUAUGGGGAUGUGGUAGUAGUCACAGUCCAGUACCGCCUUGGGCUCCUUGGCUUCUUCAGCACUGGGGACAAGCAURUGCCUGGCAACCAGGGCUUCCUAGAUGUGGUGGCUGCUCUACACUGGGUGCAGGAAAACAUCACCCCCUUUGGAGGUGAUGUCAACUGUGUUACCAUCUUUGGUGGAUCUGCUGGUGGUGUCAUCGUCUCUGCACUCGUCCUGUCUCCGAUGGCUACAGGGCUGUUCCACAGAGCCAUAGCACAAAGUGGGGUCAUCACUCUUCCAGGGCUCAUGGAACCCAACCCAUGGCCCAAAGCUCAGAAUGUAGCACGCUCCUUGGCUUGCAACUCUGACUCCCCGGCCGAGCUGGUACAAUGCCUUCAGCAGAAGAAAGAGCAGGAGCUGAUCACCAGCCUGUCGAAUAAUUUGAUCUCUUCCUACACCAUUGAUGGCUCCUUCUUUCCCCAAAGUCCCCAGGAGCUCAUAAAUGAGCRGCAAUUCCACUCUGUGCCCUUCCUCCUGGGUGUCAACAAUCAUGAGUUUGGCUGGCUCAUUCCCAAGGCCUGGGGUAUUCUGGAUAAGAUGGAACAGAUGAGCCAGGAGGACAUGAAGGCCUUCUUGAGACKCUUCUUGACUGAUUCGGAUGUGCCCCCUGAGAUGAUGUUCACCAUCAUAGAUGAAUACAUAGACAAUCACUCAGAUGCACAAGCCAGAUGCCACAGCUUCCAGGAAUUGAUGGCUGACAUCCUUUUCUACAUUCCCACCUUGAAUUUCUCAAGAAAUCUCCAGGAUUCUGGAGGCUCCGUCUUUCUCUAUGAGUUCCAGCAUCCACCCAGUUCUUUUGUGAAGAUCAAACCAGCCUGGGUCAAGGCUGACCAUGGAGCUGAGAGUGCCUUCAUGUUCGGGGGUCCUUUCCUCAUGGAUGAGCGCUCCCUCCUAGCCUUUCCAGAGGCCACAGAGGAAGAGAAGCAGCUGAGCCUCACCAUGAUGGCCCAGUGGACCCACUUUGCCCGAACAGGGGACCCCAAUGGCAAAGGGCUACCUGCUUGGCCCCGGUUCAGUAAGUCGGAGCAAUACCUGGAGAUUGGCCUGGUGCCACGAAUCAGGCAAAAGCUAAAGGAGGCCCGAAUGCAGUUCUGGACGGAGACGCUCCCCAGGAGGAUCCAACAGUGGCACCAACAGCAGAAGAGCAGGAAAGUCUCAGAGGAGCUCUGAGGCAGGCCUGGGCCUUCUAGACUAGGACCAACCCAAAGGUUAUCAAAGUUCCAGGAAGGGGAUUCCACCUUCUGGGUCCCCUUCUUCCUCCUGGAGAAGUCUUUUCUUCUGUCCUUUA
This is a messenger RNA of Urocitellus parryii (Arctic ground squirrel), 1879 nucleotides long. It is a transcript of the gene Ces3, whose product is annotated as carboxylesterase 3. Lineage: Eukaryota; Metazoa; Chordata; Mammalia; Rodentia; Sciuridae. The record is from RefSeq and is a predicted model, not a curated record.